AUGGGUAGUAUGAUGAGCACCCGGUUUGAGUCAAUCGCAUCCAGUACCACAGGGCAGAAUAUUCCCGAAUCAGUUCUCAACUUGAAGCAAGACGACUAUCGACGUUUGGCCGAUGACACAUUGGAACUGAUUUCGACGGACCUCGAGGAUUUCUUUGAGGAUAAGAAUAUUCUCGAUGCCGAUGUGGAGAACAGCGCUGGAAUCCUCACUAUCAACACUACAAAGGGCAUUUAUGUCAUUAAUAAGCAACCUCCUAACAAACAACUCUGGCUGAGCUCACCAUUGUCUGGUCCUAAAAGGUUCGACUAUCUGGAUAAGCAGUGGAAAUGUAUGAGAAAUAAUCGGAAGCUAUAUGACAUUCUUAAGGAGGAAGUGAACCAAAUUUUCGGAGAUUUUCAAUUCUCUGAAGAGUUCUAA
Molecule: messenger RNA, 417 nt
Organism: Brettanomyces nanus
Lineage: Eukaryota; Fungi; Ascomycota; Pichiomycetes; Pichiales; Pichiaceae
Exons: 1
Coding region: 1-417 (138 amino acids)
Biological process (GO): intracellular iron ion homeostasis; iron incorporation into metallo-sulfur cluster
Cellular component (GO): mitochondrion
Molecular function (GO): ferroxidase activity; ferrous iron binding; 2 iron, 2 sulfur cluster binding
Source: RefSeq, a predicted model, not a curated record